CUUGUGAAAAUGGCUCCUUUUUAGUGUGAAACUGUGAAUAGCUUGAACCAAAAAUAUUUCAUUGCUAUGGGAAUCUUUAAUACUGUAGGAGGAAAGUCUCCACUCUAUCAUGUCAGAACCGCAUGAGUUUUAUUGUGGAAUAGUUCUAUUCUUUUGGUUCCUGGAGUUUGGUUACUUUCUAACUCAAUGGUACCUUUUUAAGGAUCUUUCACCUGAAGUUAGAGAGGCUCAAGAAAAGAAAUUAGAAGGGAUCAAGAAACAACAAGAGAUUCACAAUCGACUUGCUGUGGAACGUAAAAUAUUCUUGCGUGACAGAAAAAUUAAGUUUUUUGAGAGAAGAAAGAUUGAACGGAGAAUAAGACGUUUGGAGAAAAUGCAACGUGCUUCAUCUGGCCAGUCCAAAGAGGCAGAGAUUGCCGAGCAGCUUUCUAAAUUGAAAGAAGAUCUUGAAUAUGUUAGGUUCUUUCCAAAGACUGAGAAAUAUGUAUCUUUCUUCAUGGGAGGUGAUGACACAGACAUAGUUGAUAGAAGAAAAGUGAGAGAGUGAGAUGGGUGGGUGUUUCCGAGAAAUGGAGAGAGGUCCAGCUUGUCUGGGUGUGGCUUGCAGUUUACUCUCUCUCACCCUCCAUCUCACAGCAGCCAUGAUAAUGCCAGAGAAGAACCGUAAAGAGAUCUGCAAAUACCUCUUCCAAGAGGGAGUGUGCGAAGCGAAGAAGGACUUCAACCUUGCAAAGCAACUAGAGAUCGAUGUUCCAAAUCUGUAGGUGAGGAAGCUGAUGCAGAGCUUUAAGUCGAAGAAGUACGUGCGCCAGAGGACGGUGUUCUGCAACAUAAGGGAAGUCGAGGGAGGCGAGGUGGAAGUCGUCGUCGUCAAGGAGGAUGUCGUCGGGGAACCGGAAGAAGGUCGCUAACUGGGCGCGACGGUGGUGGGAGCAGCGGGUGGGGGUGUCCGCCAGCUGAUCGAUGUCGGUGAGGCCGGAGUGUACGGCGGCGAUGGACUUUCCGGCGAACGACUUGCCGGAAAAAGGUUGCUGACUGAUGGUUAAAGUAUUCCUUCGGCAGUGCAAGAAAGGCUCCGAGUCGGGC
This is a messenger RNA of Camellia sinensis, 1086 nucleotides long. The record is from RefSeq and is a predicted model, not a curated record. Lineage: Eukaryota; Viridiplantae; Streptophyta; Magnoliopsida; Ericales; Theaceae.